CUCCACCACAUUGACAUGCUCCCCAAUACUUCGUCCAGGACCAAUUGAUGUCACCGACCGUGCGCCUCACAGCGACGUUCGUGCCUCUAUUGUCGCCGCCGCUCCGCAUCUCGGUGCUGUCGCUGCGAUGGCUUACUCGCCGCCCGCCUCUCGUUCGCCCGUCGUCGCCGCCAUGUCGCUCGCUUCACCUAUACAAGACGGCCAGAGCAACAACCAUACAUGGCAUGCACAAGAUCAUCGACUACAAAAGAUAUGACCCACCCACGAUCGCCGACUUGGAGCACAAGGUCAACAUUUUGAAGGAUGUGGAAAAUGACGUUGGAGGAACGGUCCGGGAGACGGUUGCAGAAGGCGUUACGAUGGGCCAGGUGUUUACUGACCACAUCAAGCCUGGCAAGAUUUUGCGGCUCGCAAGCACGGUGCCACGCAUCGACACGCCCCCGAACAAGGAUGCACUGGAGAGACGAGGAAGCGCCGACAGAUAUAGAGAUUAUGUCGUUUUCGACGCCUUCAGCACAGGUGUGCACGCCGAGGUUGGUGGCAGAACGGCGACACGCGCUAGGGGCAACUAUAACGAAAUUGCACACAUGCUCGGGCUGCGCGAGGUCAAGCUCCAACUCGGCACACCGAUGACGCAUUUUGCACAGAUGCUGGACAAGGCGUAUCAGUUCAUUCAACUAGGGUGUCCGGUCGAGUUCGAUAUAUGCAUACGCCACUGCACGGACAAGCAGGCCGCCAUCCUCUUCAAAUGUAGCGACCCUUUGGACUCCCUCGACUAUGUGUACAAGCACUUCCCGCACCUCCGGCCCGACUUCAUCUACAAGAGCAUGCCGGAAGGGACGCGCUGGAUCGUAGACCCCUUCACGAACGGCAGACACGUACAAUUCGUCCUCGGUCACGGGACGAAGCGGGAUGAGUUUGGAAUGAGCAACUUCACGAAGCGCGUGUUGAACGUGCAGAAGGCGGUUAGGAAGGGCAUCGAGGAGGGAAGGGUACAGCAGCUCCCCAGGGGGAUGAAGUCUGGGUUCGCUCACGCAGUUUCCAACAAGGGCCAUGAGCAAAACACUGCACCUAUGCGCACCAGGCGGGGCGACCUGGACCGCAUGUGGAAGAAGGACGAGAAUAUAGCAGCAAAUGAGGCGAAGCGCCAAGUAAAUCUGCGCGCCAAGAUGAGCGGCGGAGAGAGGGAGCUCGAGGCCGAAGUUGAUGGAGCAGUAGAGGAAAACUAUGACGCAGUGUACACUAGACACUUGGAAGGGGAUGCUGACCUUUCACCGUUCCUCUCCACCAGUGGACAUUUGUGCGAGAGAGCCUUGGGCGAGAGUUAUAGCAAGUCGCUACUGGGCGAUAUCCAGGGAGCGACGCACGGAAGACUCGAGAAGGAAGAAACACACGCGACCUUGGGCGAACGGGGGGGCCAUAAUUUUACUCCUGGAAGCUACGCUCGCGACCCUACCGACGAGAUCCCCGAAGAAAAGAGACAUCUGUGGGAGGCGUGGACCGCGGGGGGUCAAGACAACGACUCGAGGUAUUAUGUCCCGAGCAAGAAGGAUGCGUCCAAGCUGAGAGACAAGAAGUGGGAACGCUUUUCAAAGUCCCAGGGAAAAGGGCAAAAGGGUGGGCACAAAUCUUCACGGCAGUAAUCUUUGCGUAGUGUUUGGGGGGUGACGUGUAUUCUACCUUGUACAACAGCGUCUGUGGGCGCACUGUCGAGGUAUCGACCCCAGCAUUGGGCACAUGGCAUCCAAUGUUGCGGUACUGCUCGGCUUUCUGCCGAGAGUCGGUUCCAAGCAGAAGCUAUGAAGCUAUGAUUUGUUUUCCGCGUGCUUUGGAUGCACUCUCCUCGUCUAGUUGGCUCUUCUGGUGCCCUGAGAAACGGCGGAGUAGUUCGUGUACGCGGAUCAGCACGGUAUUGAAAUUUCCACCAGAACGGUGGGAUAAGUGGUGGCAUAGGGCGAUGCUACAUAAUUAUCUACGUCCCUCGAGCGGUGCUAGUCCCAAUCUAGAUGCCGGCCCAGAGAAGGUAGUGCCUGGAUCCACA
Molecule: messenger RNA, 2041 nt
Organism: Paraphaeosphaeria sporulosa
Lineage: Eukaryota; Fungi; Ascomycota; Dothideomycetes; Pleosporales; Didymosphaeriaceae
Exons: 1
Coding region: 225-1643 (472 amino acids)
Source: RefSeq, a predicted model, not a curated record